GAAUCGAUUCUUAGCCAUGUAGAUGAUCAAUCAACUGCAAUUAUUCAUAGUAAAGAAUAUGGUCUAUGGUUUUAUUCUUUUGGACUUUAUGAUUCCAAUAGCCUUAAAAAAUGUUGUUACCGUAGAAAUAAAAACACUUAUCAACUGUCAAUCAGAAAUUCAGAGAAUAAAAUGUUUUUAAUAGAAGUGAAGCUGUUACAAGGACGAACAUCAGGUUACUCUUUAUUGUCCUUUAAUCAAUUACAACAUUAA
Racocetra persica is the source of this 252-nucleotide messenger RNA. Lineage: Eukaryota; Fungi; Glomeromycota; Glomeromycetes; Diversisporales; Gigasporaceae. The record is from the annotation of a GenBank genome assembly.